Messenger RNA from Callorhinus ursinus (northern fur seal), 1967 nucleotides. It is a transcript of the gene IRF7, whose product is annotated as interferon regulatory factor 7. The record is from RefSeq and is a predicted model, not a curated record. NCBI's taxonomy places the organism in Eukaryota, Metazoa, Chordata, Mammalia, Carnivora, Otariidae. Gene Ontology annotation, molecular function: DNA-binding transcription factor activity, RNA polymerase II-specific; RNA polymerase II cis-regulatory region sequence-specific DNA binding; protein binding. Gene Ontology annotation, biological process: immune system process; regulation of transcription by RNA polymerase II. Gene Ontology annotation, cellular component: nucleus.
CCGGCCCGUCCCCAUAAAAGCGCUUGUUCCCAGCCUCUCGGGGAGAUGAACCUUAACCGCCCCGGCGGCGCGGCACGCAGGGCCCGGCCAGCGCCCUCCCGCCCGGGUCUGGGUGCUGGCUCAACACCUGUGACUUCACGUGUGUGCGCCCCCACAUUUGUGGUCAUAUCAGCGCCACCGCUGCCCAGAACCCCACACCUCGGCGACGUCGUGGCCAUCAGCCCCCAACCACGUCUGUGGUCCCGACACCUCUAACAGCUGGGCCACGCCAUCUAAGCUUCCCGCCUGUGCUCACACCUGCCUGCUGGCCGUGACCACCCCUCCCCGCGGAGGGCCUGCCUGCCUCUCCACGCCAGUCCUUUGCAGGGAGCGAUGGCCGUGGCUCCUGACAGGGGGCCCCCGCGCCUGCUGUUCGGAGACUGGCUUCUGGGGGAGGUCAGCAGCGGCCGCUACGAAGGCCUGCGGUGGCUGGACGCGGCCCGCACACGAUUCCGCGUGCCCUGGAAGCACUUCGCGCGGAAGGACCUGGGAGAGGCUGACUCGCGCAUCUUCAAGGCCUGGGCUGUGGCCCGCGGGAGGUGGCCGCCCGACAGUGGCGGUGGUGGAGGUGACCAGUUGGCCCUCGAGGGCGCACUCCGCGCCAGCUGGAAAACCAACUUCCGCUGUGCGCUGCGCAGUACGCAGCGCUUUGUGAUGCUGCGAGACAACUCGGGGGACCCCACUGACCCACAUAAAGUGUAUGGGCUCAGCUCCAAGAUGGGGUGGAGAGGUGCGGGCACUCCCCAGGGUGAGACCCUGGAAGAUACCCUGCCCUUGAUGGGCGGGCUCCCUAGGCUCGGGCUGAGCCCUGAGCCCUGUGCCCCGAGCCACCUUUCUGGCCCAACUGGCAAUGCUGAGGACCUCUUGCUCCAGGCUCUAGAGCAGAGCUGCCUGGAGGACCAUCUGCUGGAAGCAGCGUGGGGGGUGGACCCAGUACCCCUAGAGGCUCCUGGCCCGGAGCUCCCCGACAUGGAGCCGUCCCUGCCAGGGGCAGUCGAGACAGUCCCCAGGCACCAGGCCCAGGUGACAGGUGAGGAGCCAGGGGUGUGUGGAGGAGGGAGGGGCUGGGGGACCAGGUGCCAGCUCAAGCCUUCCUCCCCAGAUGCAGGCCCAGCCCCAGCCCUGGAGCCCUGGCAGCCCCCCCAAGAGGUGGAGCCUUGUACCCCAGGGGCCGGUGAGCAGGUGCUGGUCAGGCCCAGCUGCUUACAGCCCGGAUCACAGGCAGAGCCCAGCCUGAGGGCCCUGGAUGUGACCAUCAUGUACAAGGGCCGCACAGUGCUGCAGGAGGUGGUGUGGCAUCCAAGCUUCGUGUUCCUGUACGGGCCCCCGAGCCCAGCUGCCACAGCGCCCCAGCAUGUGGCCUUCCCGAGCCCGGCCGAGCUCCCUGACCAGAAGCAGCUGCACUACACAGAGAAGCUGUUGCAACACGUGGCCCCUGGCCUGCAGCUGGAGUUGCGGGGGCACGGGCUGUGGGCCCGGCGCCUGGGCAAGUGCAAGGUCUACUGGGAGGUGGGCGGGCCUCUGGGCUCUGCCAGUCCCUCCACAACCCCCCGCCUGCUGCAGAGGAACCAGGACACCCCCAUCUUCGACUUCGGCACCUUCUUCCGAGAAAUGAUGGAGUUCCGGGCACGCCGGCGUCGGGGCUCCCCACACUACACCAUCUACCUGGGCUUUGGGCAGGACCUGUCAGCUGGGAGGCCCAAGGAGAAGAGCCUGGUCCUGGUGAAGCUGGAGCCACGGUUGUGCCGGGCACACCUGGAGUGCGUGCAGCGAGAAGGGGUGUCCUCCCUGGACAGCAGCAGCCUCGGCCUCUGCCUGUCCAGCUCCAACAGCCUCUAUGAGGACCUUGAGCACUUCCUCAUGGAGGUGGAGCAGCCGGCCUGAAGGCCAGACCCCUCUCCAAGCCAAUAAAAAGGACUCAAGAAUCC